GAACCAUAGCUUAGAAAGAAAGAAAAAAUGGAGAUUUUGCUCUGUUUCUUAAUGGUUUCGCUUCUUACUCUUGUAUCAUCCAUCUUUCUUAAGAAGUUUAAAAACUCAAAAUUUAAUCUUCCUCCAAGCCCUUCAAGUCUUCCCAUCAUUGGGAACUUGCAUCAUCUCUCAGGAUUGCCUCACAGAUGUUUUCAUAACCUCUCACUCAGAUACGGACCAGUGAUGCUUCUACGUCUCGGCUUUGUUCCAGUGGUUGUCAUCUCAUCGAGUGAAGCAGCGGAAGCGGUUCUCAAAACUCACGACUUGGAAUGUUGCAGUCGACCAAAGACGGUCGGGACAGGAAAACUCUCUUACGGCUUUAAAGACAUCUCAUUCUCGCCAUACGGUGCUUACUGGCGUGAAAUGCGAAAAAUCGCGGUUAUCGAGCUUUUAAGCCUUAAGAAGGUUCAGUCAUUUAGGUAUAUAAGAGAGGAAGAGGUAGAUUACGUGGUGAAGAAGGUAACCGAAUCUGCUUUGACACAAUCUCCUGUAGAUUUGAGCAAAACCUUCUUUUCACUCACCGCGGCGAGCAUCAUUUGUAGAGUAGCUUUAGGACAGAACUUCCACGUGGACGGCUUCGUUAUCGAUCAAGAAAGGAUUGAAGAGCUUGUAACCGAGGCAGCGGUAGCUCUAGGGACUUUCACUUUCUCUGACUUCUUCCCUGGUGGGGUUGGAAGAUUCUUAGACUGGUUUUUGCGAAGAAACAAGAAGAUCAACAGAGCCUUUAAAGAGCUUGAUGCUUUUUACCAGCAUGUGAUUGAUGAUCACUUGAAGCCAGAAGGACGGAAAAAUAAGGAUAUUGUUUCCUUGUUGUUAGAUAUGAUUGAUAAAGAGGAUGCAGAUUCAUUCAAGCCUAGUAUGGAUAAUCUCAAGGCAAUCGUCAUGGAUGUGUUUCUUGCGGGGAUAGAUACAAGCUCUAUAACAAUGAUUUGGGCGAUGACAGAACUCGUUAGAAACCCAAGAGUGUUGAAGAAAGCUCAAGAGAAUAUUCGAACCACCUUGGGAGCCAAAAGGGAAAGAAUCAAUGAAGAUGAUCUAGGCAAAGUUGAAUACUUGAAUCUCAUUAUCAAGGAAACAUUCAGAUUACAUCCACCACUUCCGUUUAUAGUACCAAGAGAAACAAUGUCUCACAUCAAGAUCAACGGCUAUGAUAUUCCCCCGAAGACGCAAAUCCAAGUUAAUGUAUGGACAAUAGGACGUGACCCCAAGCGUUGGACCGACCCUGAAGAUUUCAUCCCUGAACGGUUUGCUAAUAGUUCUGUAGAUUUCAGAGGACAACAUUUUGAGCUAUUACCAUUUGGUUCUGGUCGAAGGAUGUGUCCGGCGAUGCCAAUGGGGGCUGCUACUGUUGAGCUAGGAUUGAUGAAUUUGCUUUACUUUUUCGAUUGGGGAUUGCCUGAUGGGAUGAAAAUUGGAGACAUUGAUAUGGAAGAAUAUGGUACUCUCUCCAUUGUCAAGAAAGUACCUCUUCAACUUGUACCCCUUCGACGUUAUGGAUGUGGAGUCCAGAAAGUUUAAUACCAUGGAAAGAUCACGAACAUGAAAGGUAAGAUUCUACGGAUAUUGUUGUAUUUAUGUAAGAAUUGAUGUUUGAAAGAUACUAUAUCAAGAAAUAAUAAAAGUUUAUUCGUUUCUAAAGAAAG
Messenger RNA from Brassica oleracea var. oleracea, 1682 nucleotides. Its product is annotated as cytochrome P450 71B2. NCBI's taxonomy places the organism in Eukaryota, Viridiplantae, Streptophyta, Magnoliopsida, Brassicales, Brassicaceae. Gene Ontology annotation, molecular function: iron ion binding; oxidoreductase activity, acting on paired donors, with incorporation or reduction of molecular oxygen; monooxygenase activity. The record is from RefSeq and is a predicted model, not a curated record.